Molecule: messenger RNA, 1061 nt
Organism: Cucurbita moschata (crookneck pumpkin)
Lineage: Eukaryota; Viridiplantae; Streptophyta; Magnoliopsida; Cucurbitales; Cucurbitaceae
Product: chloroplastic group IIB intron splicing facilitator CRS2-B, chloroplastic-like
Exons: 9
Coding region: 181-927 (248 amino acids)
Molecular function (GO): peptidyl-tRNA hydrolase activity
Source: RefSeq, a predicted model, not a curated record
UACCCAUUCAGAAACGCCCUCCUUCCCGAAUGCUUCCCAGCUGAAUUUCCAGAAUAGCCUCCGGAACAAUACGAUAGGGUGUCUUCUUCUUCUACGCCAUUAACAGCGUCCACAGCUGCUACUGUUCACCCAAAUCAACUCCUCUUUCAACCAAACCAUCCAAUUUACGCGCAGGUUUCAAUGUUAUAUGCAGCAUCGGUCCCAAGUGUUUGCUUAUUUUCCAAUUCGAGCAUUGCCCAUUUCCCUUCUAGAUUCCCAAAGCGUCUGGUUCCGACGAGGCUUUCUGUACGAGCUUCAUUGCCAGAUAAUGAUAAUGGCGUUAAAGUGGAGUAUACUCCUUGGCUUAUUGUUGGACUGGGUAACCCAGGGAAUAAGUACCAUGGGACUCGGCACAAUGUUGGUUUUGACAUGAUCGAUAGCAUUGCUCAGGCGCAGGGCAUUUUGAUGAACACAAUACAAUCCAAAGCCUUGAUUGGAAUAGGUUCAAUCGGAGAAGUACCAAUUCUGUUGGCAAAGCCUCAGACUUACAUGAAUUUCUGUGGAGAAUCGGUUGGACCUCUUGCUGUACAUUAUCAAAUACCUUUACGUCACAUCUUGUUGGUUUAUGAUGAAAUGAGCUUGCCAAAUGGCGUUCUUAGGCUCCAGCCAAAGGGAGGCCACGGCCAUCAUAAUGGGGUGAAGAGUGUAAUGGGACAUCUGGAUGGCCGACGUGAGUUUCCUCGGUUAUGCAUCGGAAUUGGGAACCCACCUGGGACUAUGGACAUCAAAGCUUUUCUCCUGCAGAAGUUCAGUUCAGUUGAGCGAAAACAGAUCGAUGCAGCACUAGAACAAGGGGUUGAGGCAGUGAGAACCCUUGCACUGAAAGGAUUCAGCAAAGGAGUCGACAGAUUCAACUUGACCCAGAAAUACAAGUAUCACAAGGUUUGAUCCUAUGGGAAAAUAAAAUUGUUCGAGUUUUGAUCAUAUGUAAUAAGCUAAUAGAAUGAUUGACUGUUCAUCGAUGUACACGAGAAAAUCAGAAAUGAAAUAGACAAAAUGAAGGUCGGGGGUAUUGAUGAUCU